AUGCCGCCGUUAUUUGCUAAUAACAUACAGAUUCAAGAGCUCUUGGAUCCAGUCCUCUUUCCACUUCCUGAUGUCAACGAUGGCAUCCUCAUGGUCCGCGAGGCGCAGGGUCCGAUCCAUAGGCCACUCCGGAUAUUUAUACAGCCAUCCGACGACGGCUAUACCUAUGCUGAAACGGAGCGCAAAUCCCUUCUAAACCGGCUAUCACCUGAAGCAAUCCACGGCCUGAAAGGGUAUAUAGACAACGCGAGUUUGUGGGGGAAGAGGUCGCAGAUCGUUUCCACUCUGGCAUUCGGAGAGGUAUAUAUAUUCAGCUCCACCGUCCCGUUCUCUGUUGGAUUCCCCACUAUAUGCAUACUCGAUUCCAGCCGGUCGUCGCUAUCCGGAACCACGUUAAUCUAUCCCUGCCUGAACGACUUGCACCGGCUACUCUCUACCGUCGUUCCCUACAAUGAAUACGGCCUCGGUUCUUGCGCGCCGUCGAUCUCGCGGCUGGCAUACUGGGCGCGGGCAACGGUAACGGUAACUCACCAGCUACCAAUGGAGCACCCAACCUUAAAGGGCGAACACGACACCGCUUCCUACGAGACAGCUGCUAUCAACCUAGGCAAGCUCCGCCUCACUACCACCCCCGUGGCAACGCCGAAAUCAAACUCGGGGAGCCCAUGGAGCAAUCCUUCUCCUCCAUCGUCGAAGGCUCAGUGGAAUAUAUAUAUACGUCAUGACCAUCUCGAGCCGUGCCCUGGUGUUCAAGGACACGAGUACGUAGGGCCCGCAGCUCUCAUCGGCGGGCUUGUAGACGCAGCACGAACGGCGAAGUCGACGAUUCAAGCUGCUAUCCCGCCGAAGGUAAUACCAAUGUUUCCUCAAGGCCCAGCGAUUCGUUUGCCAAUGGCGUCUUGGAUACGGAACUGCGGCGGCGAAGAACAAGGGACCACCUGCAGCCACAGAACACCACUAGAGUGGAAGAGCGGAAUCAACCCAAAACGAGCAGCGGAUGAGUCGAACGGGUUUGGAACGAGCCAAAAUACGUGGCUGUCGCAUUUUCCCCGCACGCCUGGAGUGCCGAAGACGAUUCCUUGA
Messenger RNA from Trematosphaeria pertusa, 1083 nucleotides. RefSeq lists its product as uncharacterized. The record is from RefSeq and is a predicted model, not a curated record. The transcript has 6 exons. Bases 1 to 1083 code for a protein of 360 amino acids. NCBI's taxonomy places the organism in Eukaryota, Fungi, Ascomycota, Dothideomycetes, Pleosporales, Trematosphaeriaceae.